UCCUCCGAGUUCAUCCCUUCCUUUACCGCUAAGAAACCCCAACGCGCAAAGCUCCAUUGUUGGCUGUGAAGAUCCUUAGAAUUCCAUGUUGCAGUGCCCAAUGGCGUUCGAUUCAAUUCUCCAUAAUACCACGGCCGCCGCACACAGAUUCAUCUUCUCUGGCGCUUAAUACAGCUCAAAAGAGGAAUUUAUUCCCUCUCAAACUCAGUUGCCAUUUUUAGAGUCUCGAAGCGGCUCCUUCGCUGUUCGACCAUGGCGUCGCAGGCUGAUUAUGUCGAUAAAAUGCAGCUUCGUCAGAGCUAUAGAAAUUUAUGGCACACUGAUCUUAUGGGCGCCAUUGCUGCCCACCCAUCUUAUUGUUGCUUUUCUAUAUUCUGUGGCCCAUGUGUUUCAUACCUUCUGCGAAAACGAGCUCUUUACAAUGAUAUGUCGAGAUACACAUGUUGUGGUGGCUACAUGCCUUGCAGUGGCAAGUGUGGAGAAAGUAAAUGUCCUGCAGCUUGUCUAUGCACCGAGGUUUUCUGUUGCUUUACUAACUCGGUUGCAUCGACGCGUUUCAUGUUGCAAGACGAGUUCAAUAUACAGACAACUGAGUGUGAUAACUGCAUCAUCGGCUUUAUGUUGUGCCUCUCACAACUGGCUUGCAUAUGCUCAUUAAUUGCUUGCUUGCUUGGAAGUGAAGAACUUCAAGAGACCGCACAUAUAAUGUCCUGUUUAUCUAACUUUGUCUACUGCACCGUCUGUGCGUGCAUGCAGACACAGCACAAGCUUGAGCUGGACAAAAGAGAUGGCAAUUUUGGACCCCAACCAGCCAUGGCUGUGCCUCCUACACAGGAGAUGUCUCGGAUGACUCAGCCGGUUCCUGAUCCGGAUGGUUAUCCUCCUCCUACGGUGUCUGGACAACCAUUCGGAUACCCGCCCCCUCCCCCGGCUCAAGGCUACCCGGUCCCGGCUCAUUAUCAAGGCUAUCCGCCAACGGGUUAUGCUCCGUAUCCGACCCCGGGUCAAUACAAUUGAUUUGUUCCAUAUUGUUUUGCAAAUAUGUACCCUCUUUAGAUUUGAAUUUUCGUAGUAAGAGGGCAGUCGUAGUACAAUUUACAACCA
This is a messenger RNA of Cucurbita moschata (crookneck pumpkin), 1104 nucleotides long. RefSeq lists its product as uncharacterized. Lineage: Eukaryota; Viridiplantae; Streptophyta; Magnoliopsida; Cucurbitales; Cucurbitaceae. Bases 253 to 1017 code for a protein of 254 amino acids. The transcript is spliced from 9 exons. The record is from RefSeq and is a predicted model, not a curated record.